CGAAUGUUUCUGGCUUUCCUCCCGCUCAUCUUCUGUGAAUAUAUUUUUCUGGCCUCUGUUUGCUUACUCUUUAUCAACUGAAGAUCUCACACAUGUCCUCGAGUGAUUGAGACACCCUGUACGAAGCCCCCGCGAACCGGUCUCUCUUUGCUUUUAUGUGAAUCCGGUUUGCAUAAGCUAGAAUCCGACCACAAGUCUGGUUCAGCCGCCUUGAAGAUGUCUUCUGUUGGUAUUGCUAGUGUUGAUGGAGAGCCUCCUAGAAAGAGAGUUCGUAAGGGUACUCGGAGCUGUUGGGAAUGCAAACGAAGAAAGGUCCGAUGCCAAUUGAGUUCUGAAGAUGUCCCCGUCUGUUCGGGAUGCAUUUCUCGGGGGACGACUUGUCUAAGUCAGGAAUAUCCUGAAGAGCGUGACACUUCGGCGGGAAAUCAAGUUGGCGAGAGACUCGGCCGUGUUGAACGACUGUUGGAGACAUUGGUCUCAAAAAUCGAAUCAUUCGAAGAAGAAGAGAAUGUACACAAGAUCAUGACUCCAGAGUCUGUAGGAAAUGAUGUACUUACGCCAUUCACCACGAAUGCUUCCGCAAACCCUAACGUCGCCGACAAUGCCCCUUUCCUCUCUCUUUUUGAGAACUCAGUUGUAGGUACCAAGCCCUCUAACCUCCCUACUGGGCUGACAAUAUUAGUUUGGUCGCCGUGAUAACGUUCCAUCACAAGUCACUUCCCCUGCGGCACCUACAACGGGAACGAGAACCCCCUCCUGCAGACCACCAAAGCUAGAAAGAAUUCGACAGGCCUUGGUUGAUUUGUUGCCAUCUCAGCAAGAUGCGGAUCUGAUCCGCGCUGCCAGCAGCUCCUGGCUUCUCCUCCAUGCAUUUAAUA
Hyaloscypha bicolor E is the source of this 878-nucleotide messenger RNA. RefSeq lists its product as uncharacterized. The record is from RefSeq and is a predicted model, not a curated record. Gene Ontology annotation, biological process: regulation of DNA-templated transcription. Gene Ontology annotation, molecular function: zinc ion binding; DNA-binding transcription factor activity, RNA polymerase II-specific. NCBI's taxonomy places the organism in Eukaryota, Fungi, Ascomycota, Leotiomycetes, Helotiales, Hyaloscyphaceae. The coding region runs from base 217 to 696 and encodes 159 amino acids. The transcript is spliced from 2 exons.